UCUCGAUCAGAGAUCCCCUUGGUAAAUGCACUCGUUAUCAGUAACAAACCAUUCUAUCCAGGACCUUCUGCUCACUUGGAAGGCAUCAGCACUCCGCCAUCAUACCGGUGAUGAUCGCUACAGAGGACCGACCUCUGGCAGCGGCUGCUCAUUUCUAUCCAUCGCCCCUUUGCCUGGGGAUUCACGGAGCCUAUCAUUAUCUUCAUGUCGCUUUAUCUAACGAUCAUUAAUAUCAUUCUUCUUCUGUUUCUGGAGGGAUAUCCCUUUAUCUUCACCGAUGUCUACGGCUUUUCGGAAGGUAAAGAGAACCUCGUAUGGGAACCAUAAUCGUGGCCGUCCAGGUUCCAGCCGUCUGGUCCUGGACCAUCAAAGAAUACAGGCAGCUGAACAGGAUCCGGCCAGAGACCAGGCUCUGGUUUGCGAUGCUGGGAGGGGCGCCAGCUAUCCCUGUCAGCCUAUUUUGGAUGGCAUGGACCAGCCGUGAAAGUAUCUUAUUUCGCCCGGUAUCCAUCAGUGCAUGGUCCCCGACCAUCGCAACCGGCCUUUUCGGCUUCGGCAUAACCACGGUUUUCGUCAGUGCUCAUAUGUAUGUCAUCGAUUCGUAUGUAAAGCAUUCUGCAUCGGCGCUGGCGAUGCUAGUUCUGUCACGGUACUUGGCUGCGGGUGGCAUUACUGUCGCAGGCAAUCCGAUCUAGUCCAGCCUAGGGGUGCCGUAUAUACCCUUACGGCGUUGGGUUCGGUGAGUGCUGUGAGGGGACUCAGCCCCUAUAUCUUUUAUUAUCAAGGGGCUCGGAUACGGUCUUGCAGCAAGCAUACUGUUUUGCGUGAU
Molecule: messenger RNA, 829 nt
Organism: Aspergillus uvarum CBS 121591
Lineage: Eukaryota; Fungi; Ascomycota; Eurotiomycetes; Eurotiales; Aspergillaceae
Exons: 2
Coding region: 315-695 (126 amino acids)
Biological process (GO): transmembrane transport
Molecular function (GO): transmembrane transporter activity
Source: RefSeq, a predicted model, not a curated record